This is a messenger RNA of Linum tenue, 1520 nucleotides long. The record is from the annotation of a GenBank genome assembly. Lineage: Eukaryota; Viridiplantae; Streptophyta; Magnoliopsida; Malpighiales; Linaceae.
CUUCAAGUAUGCUAGACGGGAGCAACUCAAGAAGUCCUUCUCCUUCUUCACCGAUUACACCUACACCAAAUAUGACUCAAGACAAUACAACAACACCCUCCUCCGAGUUUGUCGAAGAAGAGAACAUUGAGCAACCUCCUGAUGCUGGGAUGAAUGAUAAACAAAGAAAGCGAGGAAGAGGAGUGACACGUGGACUUGCCCUACAUAAACAAAAUGAAAGGAAUGGAAAGAAGUUAGAAGUGGAGAUAGAUCCAAUGCUUGGACGUUCACUAACUAGGAGGGGUAGUUUGGCCGUAUCUUCUGAAUUGGGGCAGCUGGCCCCUGAUUAUGUAUGGCCAAUUUCAAAAAAAGGUCAAAGGAGGCGUAUUCUUGACGAAGUUAUUCUGAGGCUGGAGGUGAAGUUGAAUAUUGUCAAUGUGGGAGACAUUGUGGUGAGAGGUCAUAUUUGGAGGCAAUUCAUGAGGAUUGUGAAGGGUAGAAGAAGCUAUUAUCGGAAGGUAUACCGUCGCUAUAAUGAAACAGCAAAGGAGCAUAAACCACGUUGUCUAGAUCAACAGAUAUGGUAUGACUUAUGUGACUAUUGGGCCACUCCAAAAGUACAGGCACUAUGUGAUAAGAACACGGAAAACAGGAAUAUGGUCCAACAUGUCAAUUGCCAAGGACCGAUUCCCUUGGUUCCUCUGUAUUAUGAGCUGCUAAAUAAAGAAGGAAGUGGAGUUAAUAACAAGAUUGACUUCUUCAGAAAAGUGAGAUGCACCAUUACUGGUGAGUGGAGGAAUGAGUAUUCAGCUGAAGCACAUAAUCGCAUGCAACAGAAGGUGGAUGAGACUAAAGAUAGCGACCAACCAGUGACUGCCGAUGAAGCAUUUCAUGAAGUGUUAGGAUCUAAUUCUGGAUGCCUCAUAGGAGUUGGCUAUGGGCCAUUACCCCCACCUAAGAGAGUCGACACGCGUGCUUUGAAUGAGUGCGCACAAGUUAGGGAGCAAAAUCACAAGCUAACAGAGGAAAAUGAGCGUUUGCAUGAAAGAUGUGGACAUCUAGAGGAAAAUAUGACCCAAGUCACUCAACAAAAUGAAAAGUUGACUGAAGAAAAUACCCGCUUGCAGGAGCGGUGUGCCAACCUUGAAGAAAAUGUGACUCAAGUGACUGAGCAAAAUCAAAUGCUGACACAGGAAAAUACUCGCUUGCAAGACAGAUGUGACCACCUCGAGAAAAACAUGAACCAAAUCAAUGAGAAACAAGCAGUGUUUGAACACUUCAUGCGUCAACAACUUCAAAAAGGAGGCAACUAAUGGAGUGCAUCAAGUGAUUUUGGCAUGGAGAUAUCUACUCCAUUGGUGUUAGAUUUUGGCAUGGAGAUAUGGACUCCACUGAUGUUGAAUUUUGGCAAGAAGAUUAGUUGUAGGGAAUAGGCAUAGGGUGAAUGGACUCCCUGAUGUUGGAUUUUGGUAGGGAGAUUAGUGUAGAGAAUUGAACUAACAGACUCCACUAAUGAUUAUUUAGGCAUGAAGAUUAGCUGU